UUUUACUAGUCUACGAUGCGUGAAGCCCUGGAUACCAACGAAUCCAGCCACCGGACCAGGCAGCAACCAACUCCAGAAUCCUUUUCCCCCUUGACUUGCGAGCGUGGGGGUGGGGCACCGGCGUCUGGGAGACUGGCCGCCGUGGGGGCGACCGCUGGCGGGUGGCCGGCUAGGGAUUGGUCGGCUCCUUCCUCCUCCGCUCAGAUUCAUCCACUUCUGCCUCAGCUGCGGCUGUCCGCUACAACAUCAGGCUCCGUCGACGCCGCGCAGUGCCUCGGUGAGCCGUGGAGACAUUCUAUCUACAAUUUGGUUGAUCGAUUGUUGCGAUUGCUUCUAGCUCUUCCAGUUUCUACAGCAAGUGCCGAGCGAGCAUUCUCUACUUUGAAGAUCAUUAAGACAAGGCUACGUAAUACUAUGGAAGCUUCACCCCUCCAAAGAUUUCUUUCAAGCUCCGCCACUGCUCAUCAGGGUUGCCAACUGCAAAUUAUUAACCUCUGGACCUCUGAAGAGCAAUUCAAGGGAGCCUCCGCUUGCGUUUACUGACUUUACAGAGAUUAGUGUGGUGCCGCUAGCUGCUCGGUCACUGAGAAGGCCGCCGAGACGGCGAUCGUGUUGGCCGUCGACUCAAUCAUCACUCCGGCGAGUACGCUGUUCUCGCUGAUCCGCUACAUCACAACGGCGGUGACGAAGGCGAGCGAGUGCCAGGACAGGUGCCGAGAUCUGGACAACCGGGUCUGCCUGCUGAAGAAAAUUCUUUCUGGGCUCCACUCGGAGGCGGCGAACGAUGACGCCACGGCGUGGGCGCUGUCGAGUCUCAAGGAGGCCCUCCUCCACGCGCUGAAGCUUGUGCAAUCCUGCGACCGCGCCCAGAGCGGCAUCAUCCGCCAGUUCUUAUUCAUUUGCAGCGCCGAGGAGAAGCACGCUAUGUUUGAUGACGUCAGGAAGAGGAUCGACAGCUGCCAAGGUGACCUCUUGCUCGCUCUUGCUGCUCGCUAUUGCCAUCUUCAAGCAGCCAUCGCCCCGGCAAAAGAGAUCGUCCACAAGCACUACUACAACAUAGACAGUGCGCUGUUCCAUGUCCAUGUCCACCCACGAGGAGGCGCAGGCGCAGCAGCAUCGGGUCCCCAGGUACUACCCGUCAUGCCCCUGCGGCCCGACGAACGGCGUCGUCGACUCGGCGAAGCCACUCUUCCACGCACAGAGACGCCAAGAAGACCUGAAGAACGGUGUCGACACGGCACCACUCUGCCCCUUCAACUUCUUGCUGAUUCCCCUUGGAGGCCAAGUCAUCGUCUUCGUUCUAAUGCCCCGGCGGAGGCAUCUCGGGAGCGGGUCGCCGGCCCCGUCCCACAUUGCGGCAACCGGGUUGAGCCAGCCAACGUUCGGCCGACGAGACCCUCCCAUCGGAAGCCACACAAGGAGACAACAACCGUCCAAGCUGCUCCUCCCUCGGCGCCUACUCCAGUGGUGCCCGACCGUGGACGCGCUCCUGGACCUCGUGCUGCCGCGGCAGACAGACUCCCACGACACAACAACCGUGUCACUGCUGUUGAUGCUAACGCGAUCGCUCGUGCGGUGGCCAAUCCGCAUGGCGAUGCCAACCAUUGAUCAGCCGCCGCAUCCCCCGUGGCCAGACCGCCAGACCAAAAUGACUAUGCAGAUCUGUGAGGUGAGGUACUCCGUCCUUGCAAGUUGCAACAGAAGAAUCCCGCAAGCAAUAAGAAAAGGAAUUUCAAUUCUGAAUUGGUUAGAAAUUGUAAUGGACAUUUUGCUGUAAUUCAGGAGAUCCAGAAAUUUGUCGUUGACAUAAUACACGCUGGUUAAUGUA
Triticum aestivum (bread wheat) is the source of this 1828-nucleotide messenger RNA. RefSeq lists its product as uncharacterized. Gene Ontology annotation, molecular function: protein dimerization activity. The record is from RefSeq and is a predicted model, not a curated record. NCBI's taxonomy places the organism in Eukaryota, Viridiplantae, Streptophyta, Magnoliopsida, Poales, Poaceae. Bases 16 to 543 code for a protein of 175 amino acids. The transcript is spliced from 3 exons.